Camellia sinensis is the source of this 755-nucleotide messenger RNA. RefSeq lists its product as uncharacterized. NCBI's taxonomy places the organism in Eukaryota, Viridiplantae, Streptophyta, Magnoliopsida, Ericales, Theaceae. The record is from RefSeq and is a predicted model, not a curated record.
ACUUGUCCCCUCCCCACCCUUUUAAAACCAGAGAAAGAUGGGGAGAGAGAGCUCUACAGCAAUGGCGUUUUAUGGAGACGAAGAGGAGGUGUGGAAAUGUCCACAACACCCUUCGAAGCGACGGAGGAGCGGAAUUUGCCCUACCUGCCUCAGGGACCGUCUCAACACUCUCUGUCCGGAUUGUGCUACCUUGCGCCCCUGUGAUUGCUCCACCACCGCCGCCAUGACCUCCUCCUCCAUAUCCUCCUCUGGUUCCGCCGGCAUCGGUCCAAUCGGACUCGUUUCCAACCUCAUCGACACCGAGCCUUCGUUUCGUCGCUCUCGAUCAGCCGCGAUUCCGUUCUUCCGUCCUCGAUUCGCCGGAGUCAGCAACAAGCCUCCGGCGCCAAGAAAUCGGGGCAACUCGUCGAUUUGGUCCGUGUUCACGACGCACAAGAACAAGAGAGAAGAUGAAGAAGCGAAGAGGAAGGAAGUCGAAACAGAGAAUGAUUACGCGCAGCGCAUGAUGACGAUGAUGAGAUCGAGAUCGGUGAGCGUGCUGAUUACGUCAGAUUCCGGCGCCGGAGACUUCAGAAAUUCGCCGGCGAAGGGCAAGGGUUGGUACUUUCCGAGUCCGAUCAAAGUGUUCCGGCAAUCCAAGAGUUCUAAAGUAGUUCAAGAACGAUCGCCUUUGUUGUACAGAAGUUAAUUGCUAAAUUUUUGUAUUCAAAACAAGAAUUCGAUACGUUAACCAAAUCACAUUAUCUCACAAUAUU